Lymnaea stagnalis (great pond snail) is the source of this 12083-nucleotide messenger RNA. The record is from the annotation of a GenBank genome assembly. NCBI's taxonomy places the organism in Eukaryota, Metazoa, Mollusca, Gastropoda, Lymnaeidae.
AAUGGGCAUUGCGUGCCCUUUGUUUAUUUAUCGUGCAAUGAAAACGACACAGUCACAGGUUUCAAACAGUCAAACAAGUCUAGGCUAUCAUUAUCGUUACUUAAGGUUAAAGUCUUUCCUAGUUAAUACAAACAAAUUUCCUCCAUAGAAUUUUACGGUGGAUCUAUUACAUUAAAAAAAUGUCCAAAUUAAUGUCUAAUGGAAUUGGGAAGAAAUUUCAAAAAACAAUUUAAUACAUACUCAAAAUAAAAAAAAGUCACAUUUUCGUAACCCUUCCCCACUCCUGUUGCACUUGUACAAUUUAAGACCUCCCCAUUUAUACAUAAAAAGGAGAAGUGUCACCUAACUCCCCAGCCUCAUAGCUCCAAAACAAAACCCAUUUCAAAUAAUUUAUAGACAAUUCUUACAUCAUGUCAUUCAUGUCACAGCAAUUAAACAAAGGCACCACAAAGUAACCUGUCUAAAUGUUAUGUCACAGAUAUGUUAUGUUAUGUUAUAUACUCUGCUGUUUGGCAUAGUUGGCUUAUCAAACUGGAAUACAUUCUUUGGUUCAGGCGAACAGAAUAAUUACAUCACAAAUUACAGCACAUGCACAAAUCUAUACAAAAGCAUAGUCAUAGGUUGGACUUAAAGUUGUCAUUAGGCUAUAUUUAUUUGUUACUUUUUAAGGUAUCCAGCAAAUUCACUUGUGAAAAAACAAAGCAACAGUAUGAUAAGAUAAUAUUAACUAUAGGCCUACUAUGUGUGACAUUUUUUAACUUUUGAAUAUAACUAGAAAUCAUGGAUUUCACAGAUUUUAGUGGCAGUUUGCUUUAAAAGAGAGAGAUAUAAAUAGACUAUUUUUGGGAAAAUUUUUUCAGAAAUCGUACAUAAAUGUACAUACACAAUCUGCUGAGACCCCCACCAUAUGCAAAAUCUUAGAAAUAAACAAAUAUCCCUAACCCCUUGAGUUUGUAUGUAAUGUAUGGAUAGUCCCUCUCCAGUACUUGUCUUAUUAUAACUUUUACUCAGGCAAUUGUUCUUACUUUUUAGGCCCAUCCAUGAUAAAAAAAAUCUAUUGUGAAGAAGGUUCUUUCAUGUAAUGCAUGGUUCGACGACCUUUCCGAUAUUGAAAUGCUGUCUAAGAUGGAGCUUUACAGGCCCACGCCCACUUCUACUACAAUUCAGAAGAAAGCAAUUUCUUGGUUCCAUUGCUUUUUCCACUACACCCAGUAAAUUAUCAUCGAGGAAGCAGGUCUUUAAAUAUGGUAUGCAUGCAUUUUAGAUUCUAUUAAGAUAUCUAAUAAAUUAUUUAUUUAUUUAGUAAACUAAUUAUUUCUAAUUUAGUUGGUAAAAAAUAUAUUAAGUUAGCAACAUUUUAAAUUAUUCCUUUUAAAGCAAAGUAGUUAAUAAUUUAAAGAAUGUUCCAAUUUUGAAACUAUAGGGGCAGAGUUUUGUUAACAAGAUGCAUUGUUUGGCCUAAGUCUAUGCAAAAAUUCAGUAGAAUUAAUGAACUUUGAAAGCUUUCACAUUAUAAAGCUUAUUAAUAAACUACUCACAGUCUUAUUGACAUGAUCAAAAUAAAAGAGGGAUCUUAAUGUUUAAGUCAAUAAAUUUUUUUUAAAUGUAUUCUUCAAUGCCAAUUUUGUAAGCUGUGUUAAUAGUGCCCAGUCAUUUAAGUUUAUUAUUCCAGCCCAUUAAAGGAGUCCUUAGUUGGAUAAUGAUUGUUCGGGUCUCAUGCUUAACUGUUAUAUACGAACUUGACGUGGGUUAAAAGUGACUGUUUGCAGCUCCUGUUUUUAAUUAUGAAUAGUUUUCUGCUCUAAAAGUGUUGAUGUCUCAUGUUUUUUCUAAAUAUUUACUAUUAGUUCAGUCUCCCUAGAAAAAGAGAAAGUUUCCAGUUUUGAAAUGUAUCCUAUUUUUGAACCCAUUCAACUUUAAUAUUACGUAAAGUUUAUUUUCAAUACACACACGGCUAUUAAAACACUUGUAUAUGCUAUAAAAUUUAGCGUAAGAGAAUAAACAUUUUUUUUAUAAUAAUAAUUAAAUAAAAAUUUUCAAUAAUUGCUUUAAAAAUUCAGUAACAUCAUUAAUGAUAUAUUUCUUAGAAAAAAAAAUUAGGAACUUUUUUAAUUUUUACUAUUUCUAUGACUGGUGACGCACUGAAUCAUACAUGUAUUAUUUACAUACAUCUCUAGGAUUUAUUACUUUGACGGCUAUAGGAAGUGGGUGAGUAUUUUAAAGAAAAUUAACACUGAGUUUUUCUUUGAUUUUAAAAAAGAAAUGGGAUCGAACAGAUGGAGCGAAAUUGUAAUUCCUUUUAAAAUCAUUUUAUAAAAUAAAUUUAAGUUUAUUGUUGCUAAGUUAAUAGUUCCAUGCUCCAUUGUCUUGUUACAUAAAAAAAUAAAAGGGAGGGAAGAGGGGUAUGGCAACAGGAAUUUUAUUAUUGAAAUGACCUUUCUUAACAUUUAAAGUGUGAUCUUAUUAUUGGAAAUCAGCUGCAAGAUCAAUCUUUCAUUUUACACCAGUACAUUCAUGCUUCAUGGUACUUUAAGUACAACUUUUAUGAUAAUGUAUAAAAAAAUGAACACGCAAAGAAUUGUUUAAGGACAUGAAGUCACUUUAUUUCCUGUUUAAAGGAUAAUUGCAAAUACUUUAAAACGAUUCUCAGUUUUCAUAUUUUAAAUUUCUUCAAUUUUUAAAGCAUAGCUCUUGUAUUGAACAAUGGAAAAACAACAGUGCUCCAGAGGAAGGGUUCUAUUGAAAUAAAGAGGGACUUACAAGACUCUGUGCCAUUUAAAAAAGAGGAAGACUUCAUGUUUGUUGGACAGGAUGAUUGGCAACUGUAUUCUAUGGAGACACCUGACAAUGGUGACUUAUAUGUUUCACUUUUCUUUUAAAAUACUUUUUUGAUAACACAUUAACUUAUUAAUUUAUGUACUGUAGUUAUCAAAAGCACAAACUGUCUUAAGGCACCCAAAGGCUUCUCUUCUAAGGUUCAACAAACAUUGUGGAGAGGAUAAACAGCAAGCAUUAGAAAUGACAAAUUUUAAUGGCAACAAUCUGAUAAAAUGUAAUAUUGAAAGUAUUUCAUAAGGUGUUUGUUUCCCACAUUAGAGCAAAUUUUUUAUAACCAAAAGUAUUGCAUUGUUAUAAAUUCAUGUCUGGUUGUAAAUAAACAUAAAUAUUUUUAAUUAUUGAUAAAUCCUUUACUGUAACUUAAAAAAGAAACGCUAUUAUUUUAAUUCAUUCCAUAGAACGCUUUAAUACCUUAUUUAAUCCCACAGUUUAGUAUCAAACUUUGUGUUUAUGCACCCAUCGCUAGUAAAUAUGGCACAGACCAAUUGCUGCUAGUUUGUACUUAUUAAUUUAAUUUAUCAUUUGCUUUAUGGGAUUUUUAGAUUCAAAAUGAAAAAUAUUUUAAAAUCUCUUAAUUCCAUGUGUAAAUAUGUAGAAUUUGCUUUCAGAAAUAAGUAGCAGAAUACAAGUGUUUGUUUUUGAGCUUUUCAAUGUUAAAAAAUUCUGGGGUGAGUUUCUGUUUGUUUUAAUUGAAAAAUAUUAGAGUGCUAACUAUUUUAGCAUCUUUAUUUUUUAUUAUAUACUUCUCAGAAUUGUGAAAGCAUUGUUGGUCUUUUUGAAUAAAAGAACAGUUCCUAUACAAUUAUCUUAGCUUUAAACUUGUAAAAUUUUUGAGUUGUGUUUGUGAUUGAGCUUCAAUAUGUUUAUGUUUCUCAUUUUUCUUGACAAGACUGGUUGUUUCCAUGGGAACAGUCCAAAAGUGAUGACCCUUGGACACUUUUGGAGCUCACUAAAUCAAGUAACUUUUGGAUCAGGCAAAUGGGUGUGGCAUCAUUGGCAUGUAAAAGUAGCUGGCCAGGUAGUUGAAUACUUUACCAAAUAAAAUACCAGUUACCUUUAAUAUCUUUCUGCAUUAUACUUAUAUUAUGUGAGAAAUAGAUAACAUACAUAAAAUGAUAUAUCUUUUACACAAAAUUAUUAAAUAUUUUUGUCUUUAAUGCAUAUACACAAAAUUUUAUUUUUGAAUCAGCAUGCCAGAUACAGUGGCGUCACCAGAGAGGUGUGGAAGGUGCGGGCCGCACCGGGUUACAUCCUCUAGGGGGAUGACACCAAGGGUUUCCAACUCAAAAAAUACAAUUUACUGACUAAUAUUCUAAAUUUUCACAAUUUUUAUGGACAACAAAAUUUUUAAGGACACAUUUUUAAAGUUAUGUUGUUCUAACCAUGAAACUUUUAAUAAAAUAAGUCUUUAAUCCGUAGUCUAUCUUUUUGACUAUGUGUGCCAUGUCAAAUAUCAAAUACUAUUAUACAAUUUCUAUUGCUAUAUUAUCACUAUGUCAUUUGAAAAUGAGACAUGAGCCUUUUUUCCAGUGUUAGCACUUAGUUAACAAAAUAGAGCAUCAGCAGUUAUGCUAAGAAUUUACAUGGUGCACUUCUGAGAAAGGUUGGAGAAGGGGGGAGGGGGAUAACAGCCUGAGUUUCUUGGAUCUGGUGACACCAACCCUAGUGAUGCCUCUGGCCAGAUGUAUACAUUUUAAUUUCAAAACGAUCACAUUAGAUUUUAAAAGAGACAACUUUUAAUUUGACUAUCAAGGCUUCUUCCCAUUCUGUCAAGUUUAAAUUUCCCCAUGACUCUUUUUUUAAGGGUUCAUUUCAAAUGCAUUUUUUGGACAGACUACAAGUACAGAGUUGUAGCUCAAGCUUGUGACCCCCGCACUCUUGUUGCAUUGGCCAGAUAUCCUCAAGCCAGUGACUAUUACUUCCUGCCACCACCAAAACUUCACCGCUUAAAGGUAGAGCUAUGUUUAUUUACAGUCUUAAGAUAUACUAAAUAAGAUUAAAGGCAUUUAAAUACAUUUUUGUGUGCACCAAGAAACUGCCAUUUUAAAUUAGGCAUUGGACAUGUUCUGAGAAAACAUUUUUAAGUGCCCAUUCAAAGUGCUCCCAUACUUUUCCCUUUAAUCUCUUUAAAAAUUCAACUGUAUUAUUUGAACAAUUGUGACAGGGAAAGACUCACUUUGGAAAUGUUAAAUAAUACUAUUUAAACAGCAGUUAAUAAGAAAAACCUGCCAAUUCUCAUGCUGUGCUUGGAUAAACGGCUAGAUGGUUUCAAAACUAUAAAAUUCCAUUUCUUGAUUUAAAUGUACUUAAAGAAACCCGUGGAUAAAGAAGGGAUAACUAAAUUUAAACUGAGAAAAUUUCCUUUAUAUAUUUCAUUGAAUAAACACAUCAAAUGUUAACUACUUUGCUUAAAUUUUGUAUUGAUACAUAACUGUUAUCAGAUUUUAUUGAAAUUAAUUCCCCCCUCCCCAUAUUUACCCCCACCUACAGAUACAUUAAUUAUAGAAAUGUAAAGAUAUAUAACACACUAAAAUAUUGAAAUAUCUUUUCUUGAAAGAAUGAUGUCUUGAGUGAACUGAAAAGCCAGGUGCUUCAGCUGCCAAUUCCUCCAUCUCCCAAUUCUUGUUUGAUGUACUACAGAUUUUUGGCACUGGAUCAGGAAAUUCGAUAUCAUGUAAAUAAAAAAAUACAUAUAUGAUUUAUCCUCAACUAUUUAAACUGCCACAUUAAGAAACUUUUGCAUAAAAAUUAAGUCAUGUCUUAAGUCCAUCCAUCCCAUGUAGGGCUUUGGUCUGCCUGACCACGUCCUUCCACUCAGACCAUCUAUCCAUCCUUGUGGGGCUACAGCCCAUGUAGGGCUUUGGCCUGCCUCACCACUUCCUUCUACUCAAACCUAACUGAUGCUCUUCUUUUUUAUGCUUGGAUUCCCAGCUGCUAUAGAUUUUUUUUAACAUCAUCCAUCCAUCUAAGCCUUGGUCUAUAUUUGAGCCAUUUUCCUCUGAGGUUUUGGUGGAGCACCCUCUUUACUCCUCUGUCAUUUGGCAUUCUUUCUUUCAUGUCUUGAUGUGCCUUCUAUUUUAACUAACGGUCAUUUUAAAAAAAAUGUUUACAUUGUCUUUUUCUCCUAUAAAUUAAGAAGUUUAAUCAUUUAUUAACAUACUUCAAAUAGAUUUUUUCCAAGUCAGUUCAUAUCUCUUGUUUUUUUAACCCCUAGAAUGACCCGAUGGGUAUGGAUAUUUUAGCUCAUAUUUAUCCUCUUCCUGAGGAUGAAGGCCGAAAAGAAAAAGAAAUUGGAAUGUGUUUGGAUACAAUUUUGGCCUACACAUCUGUAAGACUCAUUGCUAUUUACACGUCAUUUAUAUAAGCAAUUCAUUCUUGAAUAAAUAAACAUUUGAAUACUAUAUUGGGAGUUAAACGAAAUAAGCCAGUAAAUUGUGAUCCAGCUUUAAAAAAUUUUUUUUUUUUUUUUAAACCUUUAGGUUUCCAUUAUUUUAAAGUGAUUGAUGUGUGUCUUUGAUGCAAUGCUUCCAUUUCAAAAGGUUCACUGUCUCCAGUGACAAAAACCUAGAGAUGGGAAAGAAAUUUCCAUGUUUACUUAGAAUGUAUUUGUAUGAACUAAUUUAACCUGUCACUCUCCUCACCAGAGUGCAGACUAUGCUCCCUGUUUCAUUUACAAUCAUGGCCUUGCUGUGCUGCAGCACCUUUGUGAAGAUUUCCCCGAGAGCUCCUGGGUUCAGAUGUAUGUUGCUUCUAUUCUUACCAAUCUGUCAUGUAUCCCUGAACUUGUGGACUUCAUAGUGCGCACAGGUUAGCCCCAAAAAAUUUUGUGGUAAAUGUUGAAAAAGUUAUAAGAUAAUAUAAUACCAAAAUUUUUCUAUUGAGUCAUAAAAAAAUUGUUGGUUAUUUUUCAUGGGAGAAGAAAUAUCUUGAAUAUUUAAAAAAAAAAAAAAUUUGAAAUAUUUCCAAACUCCUGUGCAUUCUUUCAUACAUAGUAUUAAAAUAUUUUUAACGUCAAAAUGUUGAUGCAGGUUGGGUCACUAUUUUACGGAAGUGGUCAGGGAGCACCAAUACAUCAUUGUCCUUGCAAGCACUGACUGCACUUGCCAACAUGGACAGAGACUGGAUGACCAAGGAUCUCUAUCAAGAUAUUGUCCUACUGCACCCCACCCAGAGAAAUAGGUGCAUAGAAAUUCUUUUUUUUUUAUUUUUUAAACCCAUUUCUCUGUUUAAGUUCAAAGCAUCACUUUAAUUUUCCAAGUUAUGCACAUUUAUCUGACACCGCACUUUAUGCAAAGGAUGAAAGAUUUUUUUUUUUAUCAUAAAAAUACUAUCAUAUAAAGUUUGUAAUAAAAUUAUCAGACAAUUCAAAAAUAGUAAAAAGACACUGGCAUUCCGCAGUCUUCUUUUGAGAAAAAGUGUGUAAGUCAUAUUAUUAAUAAUGAAGCAAUAUUCAACUCAAAUGUCAAGGCACUUCUUCUGUAUGGCUGUUAAACUUUGUAACACUGUCCUUUGGGAGAGAACAUCAAGUGUUCCAGUGGAAAUGGAGAUACAAAAGAGAAAAUGGAGAUGAAUAGGGCACACAUUAAUGAAGCCAAACAUAAACGUCACUUGGCAGGCCCUGAAUGGGAAUCCUCACGGCACCAGAAAAGAGGAAGACCAAGAGCCACAUGGAGGAGGGGAUUAGAGGUAGAGGUGAAAAGAAUGAAAAAAAGUUGGGCUGAACUAGCAUAGAUAGCCCAGGACAGGGAUAGAUGGAAAAUUAUUGUAGAUGGCCUAUGCUCCAUUGGGAGUGAGAAAGGCCAAGAAGAAGAAGAAUAGCUAGAGCAGUGGCUCCCAACCAUUCUGGCCUGGGAAGCCCUUUUAAUUAUCAGUUUCUAUUGGGAGCUCUUUAAGCCUAACCUAAGACUAUACUAGUUUAUGAAGUUAUUUCCUGGGGUGGCAGCUGAGCUAUGUGAACUGCACAGACCUUAGGGCAUCGCAGGGCAUUGGCUGGGAACCAUUGCUAGAGUGGUUCCCCACAAACUUUUUUCACGCAUUGCACACAUUGAACCUUUCCAGAACACCCCACUACAACUAGACAUUGCAGAGAAUGCAACGGCGCGUCACAAGUAAAAUCAUACAAGAAAUAUUUGGGUUCAGAGUACACAAUUGUUUGAAAUUAACAUCAGCAUUUGUAACUUUUGCAACAUGGUAACUUGCUCCCCAUACUAAAACAGACAAUAAAUCAGCUGAAAGUUUUUGUCAUUCCGUCUUAGUGUUGAGGUUUUCAUUUUAGAUAGUGAACUGAUAUCAUACAAAUUCAUCGGUCCUCAUUUUCUGAGAUAUGGGACUGUACAAGUUUGACAUUUUGGUAAUAAUUGAUCCUUUUUCCCUUUAACCAACAUGAUAUUAUCAUAAUUACGUGCCCAUUGUUAUUCUGGGCUUUUACUCCCCUGAAAGCUAUUUUCCAGCGGCACACCUAUCUUUAUCUCAUGGCGCAUCAUUCUGCUGUGGCACACCGGUUUUGGAGCUCUGAGCUAGAGCAUGUUAAAUCAGCUUAAUCCUGUUGAUAUAGUUUCAGCAAAAGAAUAAUUAAUCUCUACUUUUUAAAUUUCUGCAAGAAGCAGCCUAAAAAUACUUUUUUUUUAAAACAUUGCAUAUUAACUACAAGGUCUGAAGAAGGUUAUGAAUGCAUGCUUAAAUGAUUAAAGUACUAUUACUGUUAUAUCAUUCAAUCUCUCACUCAGCCAACCAGUGCAUGCCGAUAUUGUACUUGUCCAUGGUCUGAGAGGUGGUGCGGUCAAAACCUGGCGACAGAGAGAUGGGAUUGAUCCCUUUGGAUCAGUGUGCUGGCCAAGGGUAAAUAAUGACAUAGCUUUAUUAUAAUUGUGAGAAAAAACAUGAUUUUUCUGUUAAUCUCUCCAAGUAAAUGGUAUGCCUUAGUCAUGGUGAUUUAUGGUUAAAAAUCAUUUUUCUGGUGCUAAUUAGCAAAUGUUCAACUACUUCAAAUCAAUAAUAAAUGUAGUUGGUUUAGCGAAGGAAGUUGAUUAAUCUAAUGGGUGGUGUUCUUUACAGCAAAGAAGGCGUGUGUUCCUUUUGGAUUAAUUUUUUUAUGAAUUUUGUGGGAGUUAAAAAAAUAUUUUUUCAAGUUUUUAAAUAAUAAUUUUCAACUGACAGUGUGAAACUCUUUUACUAAUUCCUUAUUUUUUUCAAAUGAUCGAAACACAAAUUUAUGGCUUUUUUCUUCCUUUUGUGUUCAAAGGACUGGCUUGCAACAGAUUUUCCAAAUAUCCGUGUUGUUAGCAUUGGCUACAACUCAGAACUUCACAAAUGGGGGGACCACUGUCCCUAUGAGCAGGACAAGUAAGAAUCUCUAACUUUUAUAGUGGUUUUAACAUAAUUUCUACUAACUUCAUAAAGAACCAUUAAAAAAAUAGUUUUGGUAAAUAUAAAAAUAAUUUUUUCUCAAUUUGUUGUGACAAAUAAUACAAUUGACUAAUUUUAAAUGUUUGAAUUAUCAUAGUUAAUAAAUUUGUCAGGGCACAUGAUUUUAACAAUUUUAUCAAAUUCUAGAUCUACUGUAAACAUGAUGAGAUGUAGGUUAUUGCUCAUCUGGAGCAAGUAAAUUGUUAUUGUGAUUAGGUAGUUGUGUGCAGGUGGCUACUUUAUGUCUUUUUUUACUCUGUCCAUCAAAGACGAACAAUUGAAGGAAGAAGUAAAGAGUUAAUGAAAAAACUACAGCUGGCUGGUGUAGGAUCCAGACCAAUAAUAUGGAUUGGGCAUUCUAUGGGAGGUAAUUUUUAACAUUCUUAAUUAUUAAAGAUGUAUACGAAUUAAAGAUUUAUAUGUGAUUCUUUUAUAGAGAAAUUAGUACAGGGGAGCUAAAAGGUUGCGUUCUCUCCCCUGAACUGUAUACAGUAUAUACUAAUGUUAUGAGAAUACCGCCAUCAUUGGCUUAAUAUCUGAAGGAGAAAGCAUAUACCACAUCUAAGUUAGAAGCUAUAUCAGUAGGUGUGAUGAAAAUUUUCUUCAGUUGAAUGUCUCAAAAACAUAAGAAAUGUUUGUCGAUUUCCAGAGGGGGAAUCUUCCAGUGGCAGAUCUCACAAUAACGAAUUACAGAAUAGAGCAAUGAAAGACAUAUAAUACCUAAUGGAGUUCAUUGAUGGCUGAUUUUCAUGUUAGAGAAAUUCUUUUGAUGUCUUUUUUUAAAAAUUAUUGUAACUGUAAAAUGUUGUCAUGGUUAAAAUAUGUAUUUCUAAUGUGUGGAAAAUGAAUGUGUACAAUAUAUAAUGAAAAACAUUUCUAUUUCUUUGGAUCAAUGAAAGAAUCUUAUCUUAUCUUAUAAUGGAAAAAUGAGUUUAUCCAAAGUUUAAAUAAUAUCAAUAAAUGUAGAAGAGGUCUCCAGUUUCUAUUUUUUAAAAUGACAUGUUAAGUAAAAGUUUGCUUUUUUGCACAAGUUGAAAAAAUGUUUUGUUAUAAAUUUGAAGUUACUUUUUAAAAAGAUGUUUCAAAUGAAUUGAGGCACCUACAAAAACUAUUAAUUUUUAAGUGUCAUUCUAAUCUCAUUUUUUUUGUUUUAAAAUAAAUUAGCCUAUAACAGGAUAAAGUUAGAAAAAAACCAUGAGAAACCAAGUCCCCAUUUUAACAAUAGCUUACUCACUGUUGGUGACAACCCCCAUUGAGCCAAGAAAUGUUAUUGCAUUAUCUUAAUUGACUAAUUGAUUAUUUAAUCUUUAUGAUUUCUUGACCUUUUUCUCAUAAGGACUGAUAAUCAAGAACAUUAUAUCUCUUGGAGAAAAUGAAAGUCAGUACUCAAAAUUCUCUAGUCAGACAAGAGGUGUGCUUUUCUUUAGUGUACCACAUCAUGGCUCCUCUGUGGUGGAUGUAAUGAUGUAUGCAAAAUACCUGCUUUUUCCAUCUGUAGAAGUACAAGAAUUACACACCAGUGAGUUUGUAAACAACCUUUGUGCAUUUAAUAAGUUUUUAAGUGCCUUAAUGACAAUUCUUGUUUCUCAAUGAGGAAUGCUUCAAGAAUUUAAAAAUAGUUUGAUGUAUUUAAAAAAAUGAGUCACAGCUGGUACAAGUUGGGUUUUCAUUUUCUAAACUGAUACAAAAAUAUAACACAUGCAGUAUUUACAAUUAAUAUUUUUCAAUGGUUCAUUUGAUUUCAAUACUAGAGUUUCAUGGAAUGUUAAAAAUGAUUCAUGCAUAUUUGAGAGAACAUUUUUGUUUUGUUUACACUCAUUCAGUCAUUAAAUCGCAGUGACCCACAUUUUGCUACAGAUCAUGAAACUCUACUUUUUUUUAGUCGCUAGGAAUUAUUGCUUUCAGGUUCUCCAAAAUUAGCUGCAUUGCAUGAAACAUUUGUCAAGUUCAUGAGCAAGAAUUCUAUUCCUUGCCUAAGUUUUGGGGAGAAUGCCAAAACUCCAUUUAGUCGCCCACUUCCCAAAGUUUUGGUAGUACCUUUGAAUUCUAGUGGUAAGUCUUUUGUUCCCCACCAUCUCAAUGGAUUUUCCUGCAUAAAACUUUAAGCAGUAAACGAAUUAUAUAAUUAAAUCAGUUGUUUUCAAAAUUGGUUAAAUUGCAAAUGAAAAAUUAUCAUUUCUGUUAAAAUUAUUUGAAGUUAAGGAGUAAAGAAAAUUUGAUUUGAAAAUCUAAAAACCAUGUGCAAAGUAUAGAUAAAUCAUAUCACUUGGCAUGAAUGAUUUUAUUUUAUAUUUUUUUAGGUAAUUAAUUGUCAAAUUUAUGUCUCAAAGUUAUUCUUUUACUUUCAGAUCCUGGAAUUGGAAACUUUGUCAGUGUCCCUCAUAAUCACAUAGAUAUAUGCAAGCCAUGCAAUGAAGAUGACAUAAUUUAUCAACUGACCAACAGGUUUAUCAAAAAUAUACUAUAUAGUAUCAGAUAGCAUUCAUUUUUUUUUUCUCAAAGCCUGCUGAUCUGUCACUUAGUGAAUAAUUUUUCUGUAAUAAUCCUUAAUGUUUAAUACAUUUAUUGAUGCUUAAUCAUAAUUAUAGAAUCUUCUUAAUAAUUUUUUUGUUGUAGUGGACCAAAAAUGGCUUUAAACUAUAAAUAUUGAAAAUCUUGACUGAGAUUGCUUAAAAUUUAAAGAAUGAUAAAAGCUUAAAUUAAAUGUACAUUUAAAAUUGUAUUCCCUCUCACUUCAUUUUUUCACGUUUUUUGGGGUUUUCUUUGAACUCCGAAAACUUGACUUUGAAAAAAUGUAUAUUUAAGAUUCACUAAAAAAAAAAGAUAAUAUAACAUUAACU